AUGGAUCGCUUGAAAUCUUUAUUUUUUCACCGGUCACUCAAUUGUAAAAAUGAUCCUGAAAAAAUCAAAAGUAUUUCUAAAGAAGAGUUAGCAGAGAAACUGAAAGAUCACAUAAAAGUUUCUUUAGAAGAAAUAAAAAAUCUAAACGACAAUUUACAAAGUGCCUUCGAACAAACUUUCGUCCAAAAUAACGAGAAUAUUUAUUAUAACAAGCGUUUGAAUACAGUAAUUGAUUACUUGACUAUUGUCAGGUGUUUGGACCAAGAAUUGAGAAGUCUUGAAAAAAAGUCUAAUGAUUUCGUCCAAAAAAUCUCAAAUUAUAAAAUAAAAUCGCUUAACGUAGACAAUCUGAUUGAUUUGUUGGACCCAGAUGAUGAAAAUUUUGAUCCUCUGGAUAUAACAGCUUUGUUUGACGACCAGCUAGUGCCAGCUUCUGAGACCCAAUUGGAAGGCUUAACUUCUCAAAGAAUAAAUACUGAUUUUCCAAUGAGAUAUUUUGGUGCUAAAGAUACUUUUGCGAUAAAUCGAAGGAAGUAUCAAAAACAUGAAUGUAAUUACCUCUUAUCCAGCGAAAAAGAAGAAGAGGAAGAAGAUAUCAAUUGCAAUACCAGAAUCAAGCGAGUCCCGAUAAACAACGACUCAUUUACAUUCAAACACAAAAUACUUAUACCUAAAAUGUAUCACAAUAAUCCUUCAUCGACUUGCUUUUCCAAACAGAUUGACUUAGUUUGGAAAGAAUCCUACAACGACGUUCAAUACAGCAGGAGUUCCAAAACAAUAUGCAUGGAAUUUGUGGAUGAUGAUGAAUUUAUCUACAUUACAAAAUUAUCGUUGACGUUGUUCAAACACAAAGAGUUGACAGCAAUCAACAGAAUAAUAUUUAUCACAUCAUCCACCCGGAUUAUGUCGUGGUUUGGCAGGUUCCUGGCUUGGAGAUUCCAGGUUCCUAGUGAUAUUGUAAAUUUGUAUAGUCUUGAUAACAAUGGAACAGUUGACGACUGGAAAGAGUGGAAACUCAAUGGCGGUGUUUUAUUCGUUGAUUUCGACGCUUUUCAACGGAAUCAAACUGAACUGUCCUUGUAUAAUCUUAUCAAUAGCCAUAGUCCGGAUUUACUUAUUAUUGAUUUAAACCUUCCACUGGAUGGUGAUGUGCCUGAGGAUAUUAAAAAUAUUAUUAAUGAUAUGUUCUGUUCUCUUAAAUUAAUCUUGCAGACUAGUAAAUAG
Molecule: messenger RNA, 1224 nt
Organism: Cotesia congregata
Lineage: Eukaryota; Metazoa; Arthropoda; Insecta; Hymenoptera; Braconidae
Source: the annotation of a GenBank genome assembly